Messenger RNA from Carcharodon carcharias (great white shark), 3163 nucleotides. It is a transcript of the gene gorasp2, whose product is annotated as golgi reassembly stacking protein 2. Gene Ontology annotation, molecular function: protein binding. Bases 74 to 1420 code for a protein of 448 amino acids. Gene Ontology annotation, cellular component: Golgi apparatus. NCBI's taxonomy places the organism in Eukaryota, Metazoa, Chordata, Chondrichthyes, Lamniformes, Lamnidae. Gene Ontology annotation, biological process: Golgi organization. The record is from RefSeq and is a predicted model, not a curated record. The transcript is spliced from 10 exons.
CCACGUAUUGGGCAGGAGCGGAUCCGGAUCUGGAGUUUCCUGUGGAAACAUCACAUCCGAAGUCCAGCUGGCAAUGGGUGGCUCACAGAGUGUGGAAAUACCCGGUGGAGGCAGCGAGGGAUAUCAUGUUCUCCGAGUUCAAGAAAAUUCUCCUGGUCACAGGGCUGGACUGGAGCCUUUCUUUGAUUUUGUUGUUUCCAUUGGGAAUGCUAGAUUGAAUCAGGACAAUGAUACUCUGAAAGAUCUUUUGAAAGCCAAUGUGGAGAAACCAAUUAAAAUGGUUGUCUACAGCAGCAAGACACUCAAAUUGAGAGAAACUACAGUAACUCCCAGCAACAUGUGGGGUGGCCAAGGCUUGCUAGGAGUCAGCAUUCGAUUCUGCAGUUUUGAGGGAGCUAAUGAAAAUGUGUGGCAUGUGUUGGAAGUGGAACCAAAUUCUCCAGCUGCACUAGCUGGUCUUCGACCUCACACAGACUACAUAAUUGGAGCAGAUACUGUCAUGAAUGAGUCUGAAGAUCUCUUCUCUCUGAUAGAGACACAUGAAGGAAAAGCUUUGAAGCUGUAUGUCUACAAUACAGACACCGAUAACUGCCGAGAAGUAGUUAUCACACCAAAUACUACUUGGGGUGGAGAAGGCAGCCUAGGGUGUGGGAUUGGAUAUGGCUACUUGCAUCGAAUUCCAACCCGUCCAUUCGCAGAGGGUAAAAAAAUAAGUCUUCCGGGACAACAACCUGGUACACCAACCAGUCCUUUAAAAGAUGGUUUCACAGAGGUUCAGCUGUCUGCUGUUACCUCAUCGUCUGCUGCAGCCAGCCUCCAGCAGGGACUAUCAGGACUUUCACUGGGUACUGCUCCCCCUUCAGUUAAUAGUGUUCUUAAUACAGGUGUUCCAACAGUUCCCUUGUUGCCUUCAUCUGUGAAUUCAUCCCCAGGUGCAGUACCAACAAAUAUAAAAGCUGAUCCCACCCUACCUGGUUUAAUGCCAUUACCAAGUGGACUCCCUAAUUUGCCCAACCUACCCAACUUGAAUAUCACCCUACAAAACCUUGCUCCAGUGACCCUGCCAGGAAUAGGUGUGAUACCUCCACCCACUGGUUUUUCAUCAGCUGCUCAGCUGCCACCACUAACUCUUCCUGGACUGCCCCCUCUAACAAUGCCCACUAUGCUUCCCUCACAAUCAUCCUUGAUUACUGAGGCUAAGGCUGGUCUAACUGAAACAGUUUCAGCCAUCUCUCCAGGAGGAGGUGGUUUUCAUGUUUCUGCCUCUGCACCGCCUGCUGAACAAACCCCUGCCCUCAUCUUGGAUACUGCAACUGUUUCCAUGACAACUGCUGACAUCCAGGCAACUGCAUCACCUAAUGCAAAUAAUGAAGAACCAUCUUCCAUUUCCACAGACGCACAAGCUUUUUCUGAGUCUUAACUGUAGACCUUUUCAAAGCAGGAGUUGAUUAAUGUAUUUAUUCAGCUGCAGAAUGUUCUGAAAUUAAAACAUUGUGAAAGAUAGACUGGCAUGAUCACAUUUCAAGGAGCGUUAAAACAUUGUACAUAAUUGUAAGGAUGAGGUAAAUACACACCUUUAAUAUGGUUAGACAGUUUACCACAUUGUUAAGCAAUGGGAUUACUUUUGAUGUAAAUGGAAAAUAAAUUAUUUUAUCAAGUACAGAUUCAAUUACCUCUCUUUUCCCACUCCCCCUCUUCAGCUGAGGUUUGUUUCUGGUACAGCAUGUGCGCUGUUCAAUUACAUAUUUGUUGGAUCUAUAGGCGAUAUCUUGGUUGUAAUCUUUUCUAGCUUGUACAAUUUGCAGAUCACUAGGUCAGUACUUAAAUGUAUCAUUAAAAAACAGCUCUGUUUUUAAUGAUAAUUGAAAGGGAAUAAUGUGGGAGAAAAUUUAUGUUCAGCUGAAAUCCAGUAGGUGUCACUGUGAACAUAACGGAAUAUAUUUGAAAGAGAUGAUUUAGCAAUAAAUUCUACUGGAAAGCUUGUCCUAAUUCAUUUAAUUUCAAAUUCUGGUAUUUUUCAGAAUAGAAGGAAAGUUCUAUUUUUUAAAAAGUACCUUGUCAACUGGUGUGCCAAAAUCUAAUGUUGCUUUUGUGUAUAUAACCUGGAAAUUCUGUAAUUUUAUCAGGAUUUCAAAUCAGUGAUAGAAAUUCUUGAAUGUAAAGCACUAAUAGAUUCAGCAUUUGAAUAAAUGUAAUCAUGUGAAAUGUUUUAAACAAAAGUGUGAUGCCAUUUAAGAUGCUGAUAAAAGCAUUGAGUAGCUCAAUCACCUUGAAUAAAUAAGGGUCUCACAUUAGAGUUGAAAAAGAAUGAGGCAAGAACAUAUUAUUGAGGGGCUUUUUAUGUAAGACAGUGAUCAAAAAACUCCUUUCAAAUGUUAUGGAAACAGGCUAUUGGGCUCAUGUAGUACUGUGGUAAAAUAAAAUGUCUCAGCCACUAAUCCUAAGUAAUUUUCAAGCCAAGCUGUUCUGUUUUAUCUCAAGCUGUUUGUUCUGGCUAAGCUUUAACAAACCUGUGAGUAUGAUUAAAAAAUUUGAGGAAAUUUUGGGAGAAGUAGGCUUAUUUGUAUCAGAGAAGCAGGGCUUUAAGUUGAGUGGAUCAGAUAGUUAACUUCUGAAUUGUGAAUCCUAUAGUAUCUCUUGCCUACCAUGAGUUGUUGAGUGUGUGUGUGAGUGCCAACUAAGGCCAGGAACUAAUUAAAUUGUGUUAUUAUCUAGGCUGAAGGAAGCAGAGCAUUUUUAGAAAUAGAUGCAGAAAAACUCUGUUAAUGUUUUGAUUGAAAUAGGUUGGGGUAGAAAACAUAGACACUGGAGAAGGAAGGGUAACAGCUGAAGGGUAUUUUAAGGAAAUGAGUGGAAUGUAUUGGUCAAGAUCAUGAUGUGGAUUGCAAAAUGUGUUAUAUGAAAUAAAAAUCUAGUUACUGGUUUAAAGAACAAAAUUGUAACUUUGCUAGUGUCCCAUUCCAAAUAAGGCUUGAUGUUUCACUUUAUUUGCGCUACAUGACAUGAAUAUUCUUAUUUAAAUUUAGUGUUCUACUGCAAACUGUAAAAACUUCUUAUAAAAUGAAACAUAUAAUUCUGUGGAUAAACAUUUGUCUGAUAAUUUGUCCACAUGUAAAGACAUUUAAAAGAACAAUUUGUAUUUAUAAAAUAGUAAUAGAACCUA